Messenger RNA from Danaus chrysippus (African queen), 951 nucleotides. The record is from the annotation of a GenBank genome assembly. NCBI's taxonomy places the organism in Eukaryota, Metazoa, Arthropoda, Insecta, Lepidoptera, Nymphalidae.
AUGGAAAACUUUUCGAGAGUUGAAAAAAUUGGCGAAGGAACAUACGGCGUAGUUUAUAAGGCAAGAGACAAAGUAACCGGUAAAGAAAUUGCUCUGAAGAAAAUAAAACUUGAAAAUGAACCUGAGGGGGUUCCAUCAACAGCUCUCAGGGAGAUAUCAGUGUUGCGGGAGUUGAAACACCCGGCCGUGGUCCGCUUGCUGGAUGUGUUGCUGGCUGACACCAAGCUGUUCCUGGUCUUUGAGUUCCUACACAUGGACCUCAAACGACUCAUGGAUAUAACCAAAGGACCUCUGCAGCUGGACCUUGUGAAGAGUUACUUGCGUCAGCUGUUAGAGGGCGUGGCCUACUGUCACGCGCACCGCGUCUUACACCGUGACCUCAAGCCACAGAACCUGCUGGUGGACGUGGAGGGUCACAUCAAGCUGGCCGACUUCGGUCUGGCGCGAGCCUUCGGUAUCCCCGUGCGCGCCUACACGCACGAGGUGGUCACGCUCUGGUACCGGGCGCCCGAGAUCCUGCUCGGAGCCAAGUUCUACUCCACCGCCGUGGACGUGUGGAGUCUGGCCUGCAUCUACGCCGAGAUGGCCAGCGGCAGGACGUUGUUCCCGGGUGACAGCGAGAUCGACCAGCUGUUCCGAGUGUUCCGCGCCCUCGGCACGCCGGGUGAGGACGUGUGGCCCGGCGCGCGGCUGCUGCCUGACUACCGCGCCGCGUUCCCCCGCUGGCCGCGGCGCGAGGCCCGCCUGCUUCUGCCGCCGGCCGCCCGAGCCGCGCCGCACGCCGCCGGCCUGUUCGAGAGCAUGUUGCGCUACGAACCCAGCGAGCGCGUGUCGGCGCGCGCCGCGCUGCUGCACCCCUACCUGGCGGACGCACGCCUGCUGCCGCCCCCCCUGCCGCCCCAACACUCGCCUCCCGCCGCCGACUGCACCGAUCGUCCCGACGACUUCUGA